Molecule: messenger RNA, 1290 nt
Organism: Drosophila elegans
Lineage: Eukaryota; Metazoa; Arthropoda; Insecta; Diptera; Drosophilidae
Gene: mIF3
Product: translation initiation factor IF-3, mitochondrial
Exons: 2
Coding region: 244-945 (233 amino acids)
Biological process (GO): mitochondrial translational initiation; ribosome disassembly
Cellular component (GO): mitochondrion
Molecular function (GO): translation initiation factor activity; ribosome binding
Source: RefSeq, a predicted model, not a curated record
GGCCAAACAGCUGUAAAAAGUGCGUAAUUAUGUACUUCAAAAACACAACAAUCAAAAUUCAUAAGUUAUAAAUGGUCAUGAUUAAAGGAUAAACAAAAAGAAGUUUAAACAACUUUCACCUUUCAAUUUGCACUACCUUGAAUUCCGUUUCACAUAACUUGGCAACUCUUGGUCGAAAAAAAUUGCACAAGCAAAAAAAAACAAAACAAAGCAAAAGUGGAAAAAUUAUUAAAAAAAACAGACAUGCAACGUUUGGGAAUUAUAAUAAAACAGACUACUGCAGCAGUGGUGCAUACGCAACACGUGCGCCCGCUGUCCAUCCACUGGAAUUUGGCUCAGAACCAAAAGCCGGCAGGUGGAAAUCCGGGAGAUGCGGGAACACCCAGGACGAGAGACCCCCGGAGUCCCAGAACAGCCGCCCAGAAGAUCACCCUCAUCCAGCAGAACCAGUCGAUGAGCAUAACCACCUUGGAGGAGGCCCAGAAGUUGGCCAAAAGGCGUGAACUGCACCUGUUGCGCCUGCAGCAAACGGAUGCCAAAACAGGCAGAGCCAUGUUCAAACUAGUCACCGCUGCCGAAAUGCUGUCGGAUGAUGCCGAUCCAUCGAAAUCGUCCAGCGAAAAGGCCAAGGAGAAGAGGUCGGAAAAGUCCCUAACCAUUGGUGCCCGCAUCACUGAACAUGAUCUCUCCUCGAGGCUGAAGAACAUCGCCAAGUGGCUGGCCAAACGGCACGAGGUUCGCAUCCUCAUCCAGGGUAAUGCCAGCGGAUCCGAUGAGAGCAGCGCCGACCGCAUCGUAAAAGCCAUUGAACAGACCAUCAAGGAGCCACAAUUAAUUGGCAGAAUAGUGCAAAAGCGCAGCAAGGGAUCCUUCAUAAAGUUCAGCAUCAUGCCUGUGGUUCCAAAGCCAGACACCCCAACUAAUCCCGAUCCCCUCCAGUCCUGACAACUAUCGCCGUUGCCUCGGAUGUGCCAUAAUCACUGCACGGUAAUGGCCAACCCACAGAACUUCGCCUUCACAAUGUCUUUCGUCCGCCAUUUGUUUUUGGGGAGGAGAAAGCAGCGGGCCAAUAUCAAUUUUGCUCCCAUUUUUUCAAUUGCGGCUCUGUUUCUUUUGUUUUUCUUCAAAUAUUUCUACUGGCAUCAGUAUUUGAUAAAAAUACUGGAGAAAGAUGCAAAGGAACCAAAAGAGAACAAGGGUCGACCAUGAUUAUAAUCAGCACGUUCACGAUUAGUGUUUAAAUACUUCAAAUUUCACCAACCUCUUCAAUAAAACAUCAUGAAAAUACCA